Thlaspi arvense is the source of this 1113-nucleotide messenger RNA. NCBI's taxonomy places the organism in Eukaryota, Viridiplantae, Streptophyta, Magnoliopsida, Brassicales, Brassicaceae. The record is from the annotation of a GenBank genome assembly.
AUGUCUGGACUUAAGGUCUGGCAAGGAACCUUUGUCGCCAUUGCGCUGUUCAUCAUAGCCAUACUCUCUCUUCUUUCAUUUUGUCUCAUUUGGAAAAAGAAAUCAAGAAUAUCCAAAACGUUAAGUCUUCCCAUCAUCCAAACCCCUCCGAUAUCCAAAGAGAUCAAGGAAGUCAGAAUCGAGCAUGUCUCAAGCUUCGAUCCUCAUCAGAAAGAACACAGAAACGAAUCUGACAGCUUCUUGUAUAACUUGGAUGUGGAGGAGAAGAGAAAGAACGGUGUAAGUAGUAGUAGCCGAUCUGGCUCAGGGGAAGAAGGUUCUCUGUGUGUUGCGAACCGGUCUUCAUCAUCGUUGUAUGAGAUGGCAACACCAUCACCUCUUUCCGGUUUACCUGAGUCACACCUUGGUUGGGGUCAUUGGUUUACCCUGAGAGAUCUUGAAAUAGCAACAAACAGAUUCUCAAAGGAAAACGUGAUUGGUGAAGGAGGAUAUGGAGUUGUGUACAGAGGAGAGCUGACCAAUGGGACUCAUGUCGCCGUGAAGAAGAUCUUGAACCAUUUGGGACAGGCUGAGAAAGAGUUUAGAGUAGAGGUUGAUGCGAUUGGUCAUGUGCGUCACAAGAACUUGGUACGUCUUCUAGGAUACUGCAUUGAAGGCACACACAGGAUAUUGGUUUAUGAGUAUAUGAACAAUGGGAACCUCGAAGAAUGGCUUCACGGAGCAAUGAGACAGCACGGAUACUUAACUUGGGAGGCUAGAAUGAAAGUUCUCAUCUGCACAUCCAAGGCACUCAUAUACACUGUUUUUUUGCAGGUGAAUCUAGUUGAGUGGUUGAAGAUGAUGGUGGGAUCUAAGAGACUGGAAGAAGUAAUUGAUCCAAACGUAGGGGUAAAGCCAGCGACCAGAGCAUUGAAACGUGUUCUUCUUACAGCACUUAGAUGCAUUGAUCCUGAUUCUGAGAAGAGGCCUAAAAUGAGCCAAGUUGUGCGUAUGCUCGAGUCUGAGGAAUAUCCCAUACCAAGAGAGGAUCGGAGAGGACGAAGAGCGCAGGAGGACAACUCGGAUACCGAUAGAAGCACACCGGUUUCAAGAUCACAGAGCAAGAGAGCAUAA